UAAAUACCGACAUAGAUUUAUGUCAUAACAGAUAAAUAUAUUUCAUCAGUCUCGUUUUAACUGGAACGGUCAGCUAGUGAAGGUCAGUUAUUCUGCGUGUUGUAAUCCAACUUUGAAGAAAAUAUUCAUUUUGUUUCAAACCAGAAUCGAGGCAAUUACCGCAUUCCAAAAUGUCACAAACUGUGAAUGGCUCCACGGAAAAUGGUAUCAAUGUUACCAACUUGGUUACCUCCCCUGAAACAGUUGUUAAGACUGGAACGUUUAAAGUAAAAGCUGGUUUAGCUCAGAUGGCGAAAGGUGGUAUUAUAAUGGACGUCACCACACCGGAAGAAGCUAUCAUAGCAGAAGAAGCUGGGGCAUGUGCAGUAAUGGCGUUAGAGCGUGUACCUGCUGAUAUCAGACGAGAUGGUGGUGUAGCAAGAAUGACAGAUCCAAAGAAAAUUCGUGGUAUUAUAAAAGCUGUAACAAUACCUGUAAUGGCCAAGUCUAGAAUCGGCCAUUUUGCCGAAGCACAGAUAUUAGAGUCAUUAGGAGUGGAUAUGAUUGAUGAAUCGGAAGUGCUGACACCGGCUGAUGAAGUGAAUCAUAUUGAUAAACAUCCAUUCAAGGUACCGUUUGUCUGUGGUGCUAGAGAUCUUGGUGAAGCUUUAAGAAGAAUAGCUGAAGGUGCUGCUAUGAUUAGAACUAAAGGUGAAGCUGGAACAGGUGAUGUAUCAGAAGCUGUUAAACAUGCACGUACCAUCAAUAAACAGAUCCAAAUAGCCAAAUCACUAGAUGCUAUAGAGAUAUAUAACUAUGCUAAGGAACUUAGAGUACCAGUUGACCUCUUGAAGAAGACUGCUGAACUUGGACGACUUCCUGUGGUUAAUUUUGCUGCUGGUGGACUUGCAACACCAGCGGACGUUUCUCUUUUAAUGCAGUUGGGAGUGGAUGGCGUCUUCGUCGGUUCUGGAAUCUUCAAGAGUUCUAAUCCAUCCAAACGAGCUCGGGCCAUGGCUCAGGCGGUUACUCAUUACAAGGAACCAGCUAUAUUGGCAGAUCUCAGCGAAGAUCUUGGUGAUGCUAUGUUUGGUGUUCCGGUAAAUAAGCAAAGAUCGGUUUCCUGUGAAGCACCCGAUCAACAAAAGAUCUGGAACGCAACUCUAGGCGAUCCUUAUCAAUGGGCUAAAAAUAAUGCUGCUUAAUGAUUUCAUUUGAUUGCGAAGAAUGAUUUGAAACAAUUAUACUCAUGCAUUAUUGAUAUCUCUUAAAAAUUCCUCCUUUACUGAAGAUUGAUACGAAGUGUGUGCAUUUGAGCACUGUGGAUAUUAAAAAUGGUGAUGUCAUUUUUAGAUUAGAUGCAAUGUUUUACUAAACCUUUGUCCAAGCUGUUUAAACAGUAAUUUAUACUCUUUCAUGCAAUUGAAUAAAUAAAUGGAAUACCGAA
This is a messenger RNA of Patella vulgata (common limpet), 1426 nucleotides long. RefSeq names its product pyridoxal 5'-phosphate synthase subunit SNZERR. Gene Ontology annotation, molecular function: amine-lyase activity. Gene Ontology annotation, biological process: pyridoxine biosynthetic process; amino acid metabolic process; pyridoxal 5'-phosphate biosynthetic process. The record is from RefSeq and is a predicted model, not a curated record. Lineage: Eukaryota; Metazoa; Mollusca; Gastropoda; Patellidae. The transcript is spliced from 9 exons. The coding region runs from base 171 to 1184 and encodes 337 amino acids.